AUGUUGAAGUUUAAAUAUGCUGUGCGGAGUCCGACGGAGCCAGCUUCCAUGGAGCCCAUAGCUAGCCGUGCUUCUCGGCUGAACCUGCUCUUUCAGGGGAAGCCACCCUUUGUGACUCAACAGCAGAUGUCUCCUCUCUCCCGGGAAGGCAUCCUUGAUUCCCUAUUCGUUCUUUUUGAAGAAUGCAGCAAUCCUGCUUUAAUGAAAAUUAAACAUGUAGGCAACUUUGUAAAAAAGUAUUCAGAGACUGUAGCUGAGUUACGGGAACUGCUGCCCAGCAUGAAGGAUUUUGAAGUAAAAAGUGUGGUGGGAAGUGGUCAUUUUGCAGAAGUACAGGUGGUGAGAGAGAAGGUGACUGGUGAUGUCUAUGCUAUGAAGGUGAUGAACAAGGAGUCCUUGUUGGCACGAGAACAUGUGUCGUUUUUUGAGGCAGAACUGAGUAUAUUAUCUAGGAGUAGCGGUACCUGGAUCCCACAGUUACACUAUGCAUUUCAGGACAAAAAAAAUCUCUACUUGGUUAUGGAGUAUCAACCUGGAGGAGACUUAUUGUCACUCUUAAACCGAUAUGAAGACCAACUAGAUGAAAGUAUGGUGCAGUUUUAUUUAGCAGAGCUGGUUUUGGCGAUUCACAGUGUGCACCAGAUGGGCUAUGUUCACCGAGAUAUCAAACCAGAGAAUGUUCUCAUUGACCGACUAGGACACAUUAAACUGGUGGACUUUGGGUCAGCUGCCAAAAUGACAGCAAACAAAACGGUGAAUGCCAGGCUGCCUGUUGGCACCCCAGACUACAUGGCACCAGAGAUGCUAACUGUUUUGAAUGGGGAUGGUAAAGCUUCACAUGGCCCAGAGUGUGAUUGGUGGUCUUUGGGAAUCAUUGCUUAUGAUAUGAUUUAUGGAAAAUCUCCAUUCACUGAAGGGACCUCAACAAAAACCUUUAAUAACAUCAUGAACUUCCAGAGGUUCCUGAAGUUCCCAGAAGAUGUGAAAGUCAGUAAUGAAUUUCUUGAUCUGGUCCAGAGUCUGCUAUGUGGGCUGAAGGAGAGGCUAGAUUAUGAGGGUCUCUGUUGCCAUCCAUUCUUCUCUAAAAUUGACUGGAAAAACAUCCGUAAUACUCCUCCCCCCUUCGUUCCUACCCUCAGGUCUGAUGAUGACACCUCAAAUUUUGAUGAACCAGAGAAGAAUUCGCGGGUUUUAUCCUCUCCGCGGCAGUUGAACCCAGCUGGCUUCUCGGGUGAAGAUUUGCCGUUUGUGGGGUUUUCCUUCAUCAAGGCUCUGGGGAUCCUCAGAUCAGAGUCUGUUGUCUCGGGGUUGGACUCUCCAGCUAAGAUCAGCUCCAUGGAAAAGAAACUCCUUCUAAAGAGCAAAGAGCUGCAGGACACCCAGGACAAGUGUCACAAGAUGGAGCAGGAAAUGACGCGGUUGCACCGGAGGGUGUCAGAGGUGGAGGCUGUACUUAGCCAAAAGGAGGUGGAACUGAAAGCCUCUGAGACCCAGCGAUCCCUCCUGGAGCAGGACCUGGCAACCUACAUCACAGAAUGCAGUAGCUUAAAGCGAAGCCUGGAACAGGCACGGAUGGAGGUGUCUCAGGAGGAUGACAAGGCGCUACAACUUCUUCAUGAUAUCAGAGAGCAGAGCCGAAAACUGCAGGAGAUCAAAGAACAGGAGUAUCAAGCCCAGGUGGAAGAGAUGAGGUUGAUGAUGAAUCAGUUAGAAGAGGAUCUUAUUUCAGCUCGUAGACGUAGUGAUCUCUAUGAAUCGGAGUUGAGAGAGUCACGAUUGGCAGCUGAAGAAUUCAAACGUAAAGCUACUGAAUGUCACAACAAACUACAGAAGGCUAAAGACCAUGGGAAAACUGAAGUAGGAGAGCUGUAUUCCAAACUGGAGAAGAUCAAUACAGAGCAGCAGACCAAAAUCCAGGAGCUGCAGGACAAGCUGGCAAAGGCUGUGAAAGCCAGCUCUGAGGCAACUGAACUUCUUCAGAAUAUCCGUCAGGCAAAGGAGAGAGCAGAGAAAGAGUUGGAGAAAUUGCAGAAUCGGGAAGACUCUAAUGAAGGCAUGAAAAAGAAACUGCUUGAAGCAGAGGAACGGCGCCAUUCUCUGGAGAAUCAAGUGAAGAGAUUAGAGACUGUGGAACGCAGAGAAAACCGACUAAAGGAAGAUAUUCAAACUAAAUCUCAGCAGAUUCAACAGAUGGCAGACAAAAUUUUGGAGCUGGAGGAAAAGCACCGUGAGGCUCAGCUGUCAGCACAGCAUCUGGAAUUGCAGCUGAAACAGAAAGAGCAGUUCUAUGAUGAAAAAAUCAAAGUGCUAGAUGCUCAGAUGAAGAAAGAUCUUGCUGAUAAGGAAGCACUUGAGAAUAUGCUGCGAAGACAUGAAGAAGAAGCACAUGAGAAAUGCAAAAUUCUGGCUGAGCAGAAGGCGAUGAUCAAUGCCAUGGAUUCGAAGAUAAGGUCAUUGGAGCAGAGAAUAGUCGAAUUGUCUGAGGCUAAUAAACUGGCAGCAAAUAGCAGCCUUUUUACACAGAGAAACAUGAAAGCCCAGGAGGAGAUGAUCUCAGAGCUCAGACAGCAGAAGUUCUACCUGGAAACACAGGCUGGGAAGUUAGAGGCCCAGAACCAAAAACUAGAAGAGCAAUUGGAGAAGAUCAGUCUUCAGGACCAUACUGACAAGAGCCGUCUGUUGGAGUUAGAGACUAGAUUGCGAGAGGUUAGCUUAGAGCAUGAAGAACAAAAGCUGGAAUUGAAACGACAGUUAACAGAAUUGCAGCUGACCCUCCAGGAAAGAGAAUCUCAGAUUUCAGGGCUUCAAGCUGCACGAUCAGCCCUAGAGAAUCAGCUCCGUGAGGCUAAAACUGAACUAGAGGAGACUACAGCUGAGGCAGAGGAGGAGAUUCAAGCUCUCACGGCACAUAGAGAUGAAAUCCAGCGUAAAUUUGAAGCCCUUCGUAAUAGCUGCACAGUGAUUACAGACUUGGAAGAACAGCUGAACCAGCUGAGUGAGGACAAUGCAGAACUGAACAAUCAGAAUUUCUUCCUGUCAAAGCAGCUUGAUGAGGCCUCUGGGGCCAGUGAUGAGAUAGUACAGCUGCGAAGUGAGGUUGACCACCUCCGUCGAGAGAUCACUGAGAGGGAGAUGCAGCUCACCAGUCAGAAACAAACAAUGGAGGCCUUGAAGACAACAUGCACAAUGCUGGAAGAGCAGGUGAUGGACUUGGAGGCCCUGAAUGAUGAACUGCUAGAGAAGGAACGUCAGUGGGAAGCAUGGAGAAGCGUUCUAGGGGAUGAGAAGUCCCAGUUUGAAUGUCGAGUGCGAGAAUUACAGAGAAUGUUGGACACAGAGAAACAGAGCCGAGUGCGAGCAGAUCAGCGUAUUACUGAAUCCCGCCAGGUGGUAGAACUAGCUGUCAAAGAACACAAAGCGGAGAUUCUUGCUCUCCAGCAAGCACUGAAGGAGCAAAAACUCAAAGCUGAGAGUCUUUCUGACAAGCUCAAUGAUUUGGAGAAGAAGCAUGCAAUGCUGGAGAUGAAUGCACGCAGUUUACAACAGAAGCUUGAGACAGAACGUGAGCUCAAACAGAGGCUUCUGGAAGAGCAGGCAAAGCUGCAGCAGCAAAUGGAUCUGCAAAAAAACCACAUCUUCCGCCUGACUCAAGGCCUGCAAGAAGCUCUGGAUCGAGCAGAUCUUUUGAAGACUGAAAGGAGUGACCUAGAGUACCAACUGGAAAACAUUCAGGUUCUCUAUUCCCAUGAAAAGGUGAAAAUGGAGGGCACUAUUUCUCAGCAAACCAAACUCAUUGACUUCCUGCAAGCAAAGAUGGACCAGCCAGCCAAAAAGAAAAAGGGCCUGUUUAGUCGGCGGAAAGAGGACCCUUCUUUACCCACACAGGUUCCCCUGCAAUACAAUGAGCUGAAAGUGGCACUGGAGAAGGAGAAGGCCCGUUCUGCUGAGCUGGAGGAGGCUCUACAGAAAACACGCAUUGAACUCAGAUCUGCUCGAGAAGAAGCUGCCCAUCGGAAAAUAACAGACCACCCUCAUCCAUCCACUCCUGCCACAGCCAGACAGCAGAUCAUCAUGUCUGCCAUAGUCCGCUCCCCAGAGCAUCAGCCAACUCCCAUCAGCCUGCUUGCUCCACCCUCAAGUCGCAGAAAGGAGUCCUCCACACCAGAGGAGUUCAGUCGGCGUAUGAAAGAGCGAAUGCAUCACAAUAUCCCUCACCGUUUCAAUGUGGGGCUAAAUAUGAGGGCAACAAAAUGUGCAGUGUGUCUGGAUACUGUGCACUUUGGACGUCAAGCAUCUAAAUGUCUUGAAUGCCAAGUGAUGUGUCACCCAAAGUGCUCAACAUGCUUGCCAGCUACGUGUGGACUGCCUGCGGAAUAUGCCACACACUUUUCUGAAGCCUUCUGUCGGGACAAAUUGAACUCUCCAGGACUGCAGCUGAAGGAGCCAAGCAGCAGUUUACGUCUGGAAGGAUGGAUGAAGGUGCCAAGGAAUAAUAAGCGUGGACAGCAGGGCUGGGACAGGAAAUUCAUUGUUCUGGAAGGAACUAAAGUGCUAAUUUAUGAUGCUGAAGCAAGAGAAGCUGGACAGCGGCCUGUGGAGGAGUUUGAGCUGUGCCUUCCUGAUGGAGAUGUAACUGUUCAUGGGGCUGUAGGAGCUACUGAACUUGCAAAUACAGCAAAGACAGAUGUGCCAUAUAUACUAAAGGUGGAGUCUCAUCCACACACCACAUGCUGGCCUGGUAGGACACUCUACUUACUAGCACCUACUUUCCCUGAUAAGCAGCGCUGGGUCACUGCUUUGGAGUCAAUAGUGGCAGGAGGGAGAGUUUCCAGGGAAAAAGCUGAGGCUGAUGCUAAGCUGCUUGGAAACUCCCUGUUGAAGCUUGAGGGGGAAGACCGUCUGGAUAUAAAUUGCACAAUGCCCUUCAGUGACCAGGUAGUACUCGUUGGUACAGAGGAAGGUCUCUAUGCCCUGAAUGUGUUGAAAAAUUCCUUAACACACAUUCCAGGACUUGGUGCUGUUUUCCAAAUUCACCUCAUAAAGGAUCUUGAUAAACUGCUCAUGAUAGCAGGAGAAGAGAGGGCUCUGUGUCUUGUUGAUGUAAAGAAAGUGAAGCAGUCUCUAGCCCAAUCUCACCUCCCAGCCCAGCCUGAUAUCUCACCAAACAUCUUUGAGGCUGUCAAGGGAUGUCACCUUUUUGCUGCUGGCAAGGUUGAGAACGGACUCUGUAUCUGUGCAGCCAUGCCAAGCAAAGUGGUGGUUUUGCGCUAUAACGAGAGCCUCAGCAAGUUCUGCAUCAGGAAGGAGAUUGAAACUUCAGAGCCAUGUAGCUGUAUCCAUUUGACCAAUUACAGCAUCAUCAUUGGAACCAACAAGUUUUAUGAAAUUGAGAUGAAGCAGUAUACCCUGGAGGAGUUUCUCGAUAAGAAUGACCACUCCUUAGCCUCUGCUGUGUUUGCUUCUUCCACCAAUAGCUUCCCAAUCAGUAUCAUACAGGUGAACCCUACAGGACAGAGGGAGGAGUACCUGCUUUGUUUCCAUGAGUUUGGCGUCUUUGUGGAUUCCUAUGGAAGGCGCAGUCGGACAGAAGACCUGAAAUGGAGUCGCUUGCCUUUGGCUUUUGCCUACAGAGAACCCUACCUGUUUGUGACUCAUUUCAAUUCCCUGGAAGUGGUUGAGAUUCAGGCACGUGCUUCCCUAGGCACUCCUGCACGAGCCCACUUGGAUAUCCCAAAUCCUCGGUAUCUAGGGCCAGCAAUUUCAUCUGGAGCAAUUUACCUGGCCUCCUCCUAUCAGGACAAAUUAAGAGUGAUCUGCUGUAAGGGAAAUCUAGUGAAGGAGUCCAACAAUGAACACCACAGAGGAUCCUCCGCUACACGCAGCAGCCCUAAUAAGAGAGGUCCCCCCACAUAUAAUGAGCACAUAACCAAGCGGGUAGCAUCAAGCCCAGGACCACCAGAAGGUCCAAGCCACCCUCGAGAACCAAGCACACCACAUCGGUAUCGAGAGGGAAGGACAGAGCUGCGCAGGGACAAGUCUCCUGGGCGACCACUGGAGAGAGAGAAAUCUCCAGGCAGGCUUCUGGGCACCCGCAGAGAGAGGUCCCCUGGAAGGUUGUUUGAAGAGCCCAGCAGGGGUCGAACGCCUGUGGGAGGUGCAAGAACUCCACUCUCACAAGUCAAUAAGGUCUGGGACCAAUCUUCAGUAUAAGUCUCAGCUAGACAAACUUACUC
Molecule: messenger RNA, 6233 nt
Organism: Emys orbicularis (European pond turtle)
Lineage: Eukaryota; Metazoa; Chordata; Testudines; Emydidae
Gene: CIT
Product: citron rho-interacting serine/threonine kinase
Exons: 47
Coding region: 1-6210 (2069 amino acids)
Biological process (GO): protein phosphorylation; mitotic cytokinesis
Molecular function (GO): protein serine/threonine kinase activity; ATP binding
Source: RefSeq, a predicted model, not a curated record